AUGGCGCCGGGCACAGUGAAAGAGCUUGUGCUGGACAACUGUCGGUCAAAUGAGGGCAAAAUUGAGGGCCUCACUGAUGAGUUUGAGGAACUGGAAUUUUUAAGCACAAUCAACGUAGGCUUAACAUCAGUCGCCAAUUUGCCCAAGCUAAACAAACUCAAAAAGCUCGAGCUUAGCGAUAACAGAAUCUCAGGGGGUCUGGAGGUACUGGCAGAGAAGUGUCCCAACCUCACCCAUCUCAACCUCAGCGGCAACAAAAUUAAAGACCUCAGCACCAUCGAACCCCUGAAAAAGUUGGAAAGCCUCAAAAGUUUAGACUUGUUCAACUGUGAGGUGACAAACCUGAAUGACUACAGAGAAAAUGUUUUCAAGCUGCUCCCUCAGUUGACAUAUCUUGAUGGCUAUGACAAAGAGGAUAAAGAAGCACCCGACUCUGACGCCGAAGCUUACGUCGAAGGCCUAGACGACGACGAGGAUGAUGAAGAUGAGGGAGAAGAGGAGGAGUAUGAUGAAGAUGCAGCUCCAGGAGAUGAAGAUGAAGAAGAGGGAGAGGAGGAGGAUGAGGAAGAGGGAGAGGAGGAGGAAGAAGAGGACAUCAGUGGAGAGGAAGAGGAGGAAGAAGAGUUAAAUGAUGGCGAGGUAGAUGAUGAGGAAGACAUUGAGGAGGAGCGGGGUCAGAAGAGGAAAAGAGAGCUGGAUGAGGAAGGGGAGGAAGAUGAUGACUGAACAUGCACUCCCCCCAUUGUGAUCUGACCGUUUAACCCCUGUAUAUCUGUCCUAUUGUCACUCUGCGAUGGUUUGGGGAGGUAUUCAAAUGGUAGGGGGUGGGUUAGUAUAAAGGAGGACACAGUUUAAAUAUGUUUUUAUCUUUAUUUGUUGUUGUUGUUGUUUUCUUUUGGUUUGGUUUGUACUUUCAGUUUGGUUCCCUUCAUUUUCUCCAAAAGCUCUUCAAAUGGCUGACAACACAGUGUGGAAAUUUAUUAUUGUUGGAAAAAAAGACCAGUAUGCUCUUGUAAUUUUUCCCUGUCUUUACUGUUGAUGCCUAAAUGCUGGUGAUGACUUAUGUAUUAAAAAAGAAAAAAACAACCAAAAAC
This is a messenger RNA of Sinocyclocheilus grahami, 1094 nucleotides long. It is a transcript of the gene anp32a, whose product is annotated as acidic (leucine-rich) nuclear phosphoprotein 32 family, member A. The record is from RefSeq and is a predicted model, not a curated record. The transcript is spliced from 7 exons. Gene Ontology annotation, cellular component: nucleus. The coding region runs from base 1 to 726 and encodes 241 amino acids. NCBI's taxonomy places the organism in Eukaryota, Metazoa, Chordata, Actinopteri, Cypriniformes, Cyprinidae. Gene Ontology annotation, molecular function: histone binding. Gene Ontology annotation, biological process: regulation of apoptotic process.